UCGCACUGCUGCUGCUGCAGUCGCUGGGGAUCCCAUGGAUGCCAUGGACGACCACGAUGAGAAUGCGGGCGCAGGGUAUGCGUGGGAGAAGGGCUUCGAGAGGACGUGGGAGGGAGUCGAGGAGGACGAGCACGGCAACAUCAAGACGCGGGAGGAAGGACAGAGACGAAAUCGUCGCGUGCGGCGACGAGUGGGGGGGGAGUCCAUCAAGCGGGGGAUGAUCCGCUACCUCUACUUGGCCAUCGACCUGUCGAAGACUAUGGCUGACGGAGACAUGCGACCGAGUAGGCUGGCGGUGACCCUCCGCAUCGUGCAGGACUUCGUGACCAACUACUUCGACCAGAACCCUCUCAGCCAGCUCGGUAUUCUCGUCACCCGCGAGGGCCGAGCGGAGAAAAUAACGGAGCUUUCGGGCAACCCCAAGUCGCACAUGGAGGCGCUCACGAAGGACUCGGACACAAAGGGCGAAGCUUCCCUCCAAAACUUGCUCGAGAUGGCGUGUACGUCGCUUCGAGCUGUGCCGGAGUACGGCAACCGAGAGGUGGUGGUCAUGUACAGCAGCUUGAGCACCUGCGACCCGGGGGACAUCCACGAGACGAUCGCCAAGCUCAAGACAUACAAAGUGCGGGCCUCGGUCGUUGGACUAGGGGCGGAGAUGUUCGUCCUCCGACGGCUGACGGAGGAGACGAGCGGGGACUACAGCAUCGCCGGGGACGAGAACCACUACCGGGAAUCGCUCAUGGCGCAAUGCACGCCGCCGCCAACGCCGCCGGGCCGGGAGGGGGCCAUGUUCGCGGACCUUGUGAGAAUGGGAUUUCCGGCCGAGACCCAGGACGUGUUUCCGAGCCUCGGCUACAGCGGGAACAGGCAGGAGCUGUCGGUUUCGGGCUACAGCUGCCCUCGAUGCAAGACCAAGACGUCGGAGCUGCCGUCGGAGUGCGUAAUCUGUGCACUCCCUUUGGUUUCUUCGCCUCACCUCGCGAGGUCGUACCACCAUCUGUUUCCCGUGCCUCAGUUCGACGAAAUUUCCGCCGCCGCAGCAGCGGCUGCAGCAGCGGCAGCAGCAGCCCCAGCUGGGCCUGCGGGCGGCAUAGGGUCGGGGGAUGGGGCCGGGCGAGCGACGGAAGAAGAAACUGCUUCUUCUUCCUGUGCCGGGUGUUUGCGAAACUUGUCGGGGUUGCCUAGGUACCGGUGCCCCGAAUGUAGGAGCGCGUUCUGUCUGGAUUGUGACAUGUAUGUGCAUGACUCGCUACACAAUUGCCCGGGUUGUUGCUGAACACACUUUGGGUCGAUUGGUACCUGGCAUGCGGAGCUUCGAAAUAGUGUCGCAAGGGUGCAAAGCAGAUGGAUGCUGCUGGCGCGAAUGCCAUGUGGAGUAGGUUCAGGCCCAUGGACCCUUCUCGGCGUGUAGGCGAAAACACCGAUGCCCACGCUAUACUUGUACUCGAUGAUAUCGACAAAGAUCACUGGUUGCCACGGCCAGCUAGCCCCCCCGCCCCGCCCCCGGGCCUGGUUGCUGCCACGAGUGAUCGUGUGUAGAGUUGUCGGUGGUGUGGUCAGGGUGUUGAUUUGUGGGGCAGAUUUUUGGUGAUGGUGUUCGUGUAUUUUUGGUUGACGUGUGCGUGUGGAGGGGGGGGG
Messenger RNA from Ectocarpus sp. CCAP 1310/34, 1638 nucleotides. NCBI's taxonomy places the organism in Eukaryota, Phaeophyceae, Ectocarpales, Ectocarpaceae. The record is from the annotation of a GenBank genome assembly.